AAAGAAAAAAUAAUAAUAAAUAUGGUCCUUGAAAAGAAAGACGAAGCAAACAAGAAGCUGACAGAAGAAAAGCCCAAUGAAAAGGCUGUCAAAAAGGACAGAAACGAAAAGAAGGAACAAGAAGAAGAGUUGUCUGAAGAAGAUCAACAAUUAAAGAACGAGUUGGAGUUGAUGGUUGAGCGUCUAGGGGAAAACAAGACAGAACUUCACCGUCCUGCACUUGAACACUUGCGCACAGCCAUUCGUACCUCAACAAGUUCCAUGACAUCUGUACCGAAACCCCUCAAGUUUUUGAGCAAAUUCUACCCAUCAUUAAAGAAGCUUCAUGAAUCAUGGCCUGAAUCUGCUGACAAGAAGCUCUUUGCUGAUAUUUUGUCUGUUCUUUCCAUGAGUUAUGCUGAAGAAGGCCAACGUGAAACUCUGAGAUAUAGAUUCAUUGGCUCUACUGAGGAAGAUAUUGGCUCAUGGGGACACGAAUAUGUGAGACACUUGUCAGGCGAAAUUAUGCAAGAAUACCAAGCACGUCUAGAAAACGAACAAUCCACUGAACAAUUGAUCAAUUUGGCUUUGGAAAUCGUACCUUUCUUCCUCAAACACAAUGCUGAAGCUGAUGCAGUUGAUCUUUUGCUUGAAGUUGAAUCUAUUGAUCAAUUGACGCGUUUCGUUGAUAAAGACACAUAUGAGCGUGUUUGUCUUUAUAUGGUUGGUUGCAUUAACUUGCUUGCUCCUCCUGAUGAUCUUGAAUUCCUCAAGACCGCCCGUACUAUUUAUCGCAAGCAAGAGAAAUAUGCUCAAGCCCUUAACUUGUCUAUUCGAGUAGGUGAUAUGGACUUGAUCAAAGAAGACUUUGAACAAUGUCCCGAUCCAUUACUCAAGAAGCAAAUGGCAUUCCAACUUGCCCGUCAACAAAUUCAUAUCGAAACAGAUGAUGCUGACCUUAAUGCCUGCAUUAAUAACUCCAAUCUCUCCAACUACUUCCUUUCUCUUGCUCAUGAAUUAGACGUUAUGGAACCUAAAGUACCUGAAGAUAUCUAUAAAAGUCAUUUGGAAAAUCAUAGAACUGCAUUCAGUAGCAACAUUGACUCUGCCCGCAACAACUUGUCCUCUACUUUUGUGAAUGCCUUUGUUAAUGCUGCGUUCUGUAAAGAUAAGCUUAUGGUGACUGAUGAUGAAAAUGAUUCGUCUUGGAUCUACAAGACAAAAGAACAUGGCAUGACAAGUGCUACUGCUUCUUUAGGUUUGAUUUCUCUUUGGAAUAUUGAAACUGGUUUAGGUUUGAUUGACAAGUAUAUGUACUCUACUGAUGACAAUAUCAAGGCUGGUGCUUUGCUCGGUAUUGGUAUUUUGAACUCUGGUGUUCGUGAAGAAUCUGAUCCUGCAUUGGCUUUGUUGUCCGAACACUUAGAAUCAGGCAGUCUUUCAGUCAAACAAGCUGCUAUUUUUGGUCUUGGUCUUGCUUAUGCUGGUUCUGCUCGUGAAGAAGUCUCAGAAUUGCUGUUGCCUAUUGUGAGUGAUACUAAUUUAGCCAUGGAACUUUCCUCUUUGGCUGCUUUGUCCCUUGGUCUCGUCUUUGUUGGCUCUUGUGAUGGUGAUAUCACAAGUACUAUCUUACAAACUAUGAUGGAACGUGAAGAUGUUUACCUCAAAGACUCUUGGUCUCGCUUCAUGGCUUUGGGUCUUGGUCUUUUGUACCUUGGCAAACAAGACGCUUCUGAGGCCACCUUGGAAACCUUGAAGGCUAUUGAACAUCCUCUUGGUCAACAAGCUGAAGUUUUGGUUGAAGCAUUGUCUUUUGCUGGUACUGGUAAUGUGUUGAAGGUGCAAAAGAUGCUUCACAUGUGCAACGAUCAUUUGGAUAAAGAAAAAGACGACGAUACAUUCCAAGGCUUUGCUACUCUUGGUGUUGCAUUGAUUGCUAUGGGUGAAGAAGUUGGUUCAGAGAUGUCAUUGCGUACAUUCAACCAUUUGAUGCAUUAUGGUGAACCUGUCAUUAGAAAGGCUGUUCCCUUGGCUUAUGGUAUUUUAUGUGCAUCCAACCCUCAAGUAAACAUCCUCGACACACUCAGCAAAUACUCUCAUGAUAACGACAGUGAUGUUGCUAUCAGUGCUAUUUUUGCUAUGGGUCUUGUAGGUGCUGGUACUAACAAUGCCCGUCUUGCCCAAAUGCUACGACAACUUGCAAGCUUCUACCAUAAAGAUACCUCAAGCUUGUUCAUGGUUCGUAUUGCUCAAGGUCUUUUGCAUAUGGCCAAGGGUACAAUGACACUGAAUCCAUUCCACACUGACCGUCAAAUCAUGUCCCCUGUUGCCAUUGCUGGUUUGAUGACAAGCGUUAUUGCUUUCACUGACCAUAAAACAUUCAUAUUUGGCAAAUUCCAUUAUUUGUUGUAUUCACUUGUCACUGCCAUGUAUCCCCGUUUCUUGAUCACAUUCGAUGAAUCUGUAGAAAACUUGCCUGUCACAGUUCGUGUUGGUCAAGCAGUUGAUGUUGUGGGUCAAGCAGGUCGUCCAAAGACAAUCACUGGUUUCCAAACACAUUCUACGCCUGUCCUUCUUGCUCAUUCAGAACGUGCUGAACUCGCCACUGAAGAAUAUACACCUUUAGCACCUGUAUUGGAAGGUAUUGUACUUUUACGAAAGAAUCCUGAUUAUAUGGAAGAAGAUAAAGAGUAGAAAAAAGAGCAACUGUUUACAUAAAUAAUGCAAAAUUACUGUCUAUUGAUCUUUUCUUUUCUUUUUAAUGGUAGUUGAAUAAAUAGACUGGACAUAGUCUAUAAUUGUUCAUUUUCUGCUGAUUUGAGACAGAAUCCAAUAAUCGCUGUAACACCGAGUGACUUGUAUUGAAGUCAAACUUUAACAAUUAAGCGUUAUUUCCUUUCU
This is a messenger RNA of Gilbertella persicaria, 2880 nucleotides long. RefSeq names its product armadillo-type protein. Gene Ontology annotation, biological process: proteasome-mediated ubiquitin-dependent protein catabolic process; regulation of protein catabolic process. NCBI's taxonomy places the organism in Eukaryota, Fungi, Mucoromycota, Mucoromycetes, Mucorales, Choanephoraceae. Gene Ontology annotation, cellular component: nucleus; proteasome storage granule; proteasome complex. The record is from RefSeq and is a predicted model, not a curated record. Gene Ontology annotation, molecular function: enzyme regulator activity. The transcript is spliced from 9 exons. The coding region runs from base 22 to 2673 and encodes 883 amino acids.